AUGAAGUCCUUUCUUACCUCGCUCACCUUGGUCACGGCGGUGCUGGCAGCCGGCCGCACCUCGGCGCCGUCCGGGUGCCUCACCGUCAAGAAGUCGCCCGGCAGCGGCCAGUACGGCACCAUCCAGAAGGCCGUCGACGCGCUCUCGACGUCGGACGCCAAGGCGCAGUGCAUCUUCAUCGACCAGGGCACCUACAGCGAGCAGGUCCUCGUGCCCGCGCGGACGGCGCAGCUGACCAUCUACGGCUACACGGCCGACACGAGCGGGUACGCCGGCAACAAGGUCACCAUCACGGCCAAGAAGAGCCAGGCCGACGGCCUCAACAACGACGAGAGCGCCACCCUCCGCGUCAAGGCCAAGAACUUCAAGCUCUACAACGUCAACGUCGCCAACGCGUACGGCAAGGGCAGCCAGGCCGUCGCCCUCAGCGCCUACGCCGACAGCGGCUACUACGCCAGCCAGUUCACCGGCUUCCAGGACACCGUCCUCAGCCAGCAGGGCAACCAGUUCUACUCCAAGUGCCUGAUCCAGGGCGCCACCGACUUCAUCUUUGGCCAGAAGGCCAUGAGCUGGUUCGAGAAGUGCGACCUGCGCGUCGUCGCCAACUCUGUUGGGUACAUUACGGCCAACGGCCGCCAGUCCGCGUCCGACAAGUCGUACUACGUCUUCAACGGCUGCACCGUCGACGCCGCGGACGGCAACAAGGUCACCGACGGCGCCUUCUACCUCGGCCGCCCAUGGAGGGAGUACGCGCAGGUCACGUUCCAGAGCACGAGCAUGACGGGCGUCAUCAACUCGGCCGGGUGGAAGAUCUGGAACAACGACGACCCCCGCACCAGCAACGUCCUCUUUGGCGAGUACAAGAACACGGGCAUCGGGUCCCAGGGCACCCGCGCCAGCUUCUCCAAGAAGCUCGACUCCGCCGUCUCCAUCUCGAGCAUCCUGGGCGGCGACUACGCCAGCGCCGGGUACUUUGAUUCUGCUUUCUUGUGA
Molecule: messenger RNA, 993 nt
Organism: Colletotrichum higginsianum IMI 349063
Lineage: Eukaryota; Fungi; Ascomycota; Sordariomycetes; Glomerellales; Glomerellaceae
Product: Pectinesterase
Exons: 2
Coding region: 1-993 (330 amino acids)
Biological process (GO): cell wall modification
Molecular function (GO): pectinesterase activity
Source: RefSeq, a predicted model, not a curated record